Nasonia vitripennis (jewel wasp) is the source of this 1164-nucleotide messenger RNA. RefSeq lists its product as uncharacterized. The record is from RefSeq and is a predicted model, not a curated record. The coding region runs from base 1 to 1164 and encodes 387 amino acids. NCBI's taxonomy places the organism in Eukaryota, Metazoa, Arthropoda, Insecta, Hymenoptera, Pteromalidae. The transcript has 2 exons.
AUGGCGACACGAUCCAAGCCCGAGAUCAACUCCGACAAAAAGGAGAAGUCCGGAAAUAAGGCAGAUACCAAGCAGAGCUUGGACGAGCCGAAAAAGAGCCCAAACGCCAAUGCGACUAAAAAACCACUGUCGCCCUGUGAGAGCAAAGAGAGAAGUCUUGAUUACCCCAGCACCAGACUGGCUAAUCAAAAGAGCAACGCGCGAGCCAAGAGUUGUAUUACCGAGAAAUCAAGUCUCGUGAAAAUACAGCUUGAGAACUGCUGCAAGGAGUCGGCUAAAUCGCCGAAUGAGCCGCAGGAAAAUGUCUCUGCAGACAAGGAGAAAACGAGUGUCAGUCAACCGGACCACAACUCCGUGGACUUGUUGCCCGAUGGCGAGAGCGCGGCGAUAAAGAAGAGCGAUACCACGACUAAAUGUAGCAAAAAAAGUCCAGAUGACCACCAUGAACAGUCGCAGAACACUACUGCGAAUGUGAAGAAACCCAUCAGAGAUAUCAAGAACAAAUUCACGUGGUGCGGUAGUUGCAAGAGCACGAAGUCAGCCUCAUCGGUAGGACAAGGAUCGAAGACAGCUGCGGCCGCAGCUACUGCCGUAGCCAACAAAAGCAAGCGCACCUCCUCGACGAGUCCGCUGAAGAAACUUAGUCGCUCGUCGUUGACAGCCGACUCCACGGAAAAUAACAAAAUCACGCUCAAUUUGUCCAAGUACUCGCCGUGCGCCUCGCGACUUGCGGCAAGCUCGAAGAUUUUGUCGAGCGAUUCGCUCGGUGCCACCAGUCCAGAGAGCCCGCUGCACGUAGCGCGUUCCAAAAGUCCGGUGCAGCCCAGUCUCUCGCUGAACAUUCAGCAAGAAACGCGGAGGCCGGCUAACAAAACCGGAUCUCGAGUCGUUGGAAGCGGAGCUCAGCCCGCGCGCAGCAAAAGCGUCGGAGGUGGUCCUGAUAGUUGCGUCACAUCACCAGCUAGUGAUGCCCUAAGUUGUUCUCCACCCGGUACUGAAAUUCUCUCGUUGGAAGACGUUUCCACGGGUAACAGCAAGCAGCAACAACAGCAGGCUUCUGCUUUAGAUGACCAGUCGACACCGCGCGCCGUUGCACCCGCCUCAGCAAUCGAGCUGGGCCUAGAUCGAGAAAGGUGGAACGCUAGCUACCGGAGCCCACGCUGA